This is a messenger RNA of Microplitis mediator, 13812 nucleotides long. It is a transcript of the gene Tet, whose product is annotated as methylcytosine dioxygenase TET. NCBI's taxonomy places the organism in Eukaryota, Metazoa, Arthropoda, Insecta, Hymenoptera, Braconidae. Gene Ontology annotation, biological process: oxidative demethylation; positive regulation of transcription by RNA polymerase II. Gene Ontology annotation, cellular component: nucleus. The record is from RefSeq and is a predicted model, not a curated record. Bases 1747 to 10119 code for a protein of 2790 amino acids. Gene Ontology annotation, molecular function: DNA binding; DNA 5-methylcytosine dioxygenase activity; zinc ion binding. The transcript is spliced from 12 exons.
ACGAGUACCAGCGGACUUGACCGAAGAAUGAAACGCGGGCAGCUGCGACUCGUCGGACAAAGAAUACAUUUUGGAGCACACACAGUCACUGCGCGGCGAGCACACACAGCACGGGCCAGCCCGCAACCAAAGCAACACAUUUUAUACUCGUGUUCGGGCAUAUAUAUUUUAUAAACAAAUAUUAAAUAUAUAUAUAAAUAAAUAUACAUAUAAAAAAAAAUUAAAAUUUUAAAUAAAAUAUAUAUAUAUUUUUUUUACCACCAAAAUUUAAAUAACGAGUAGCCAUAAGUGUUUUUAAAUAACGACACCGUUUAUGUCGGCGACAACGCCGGGUAUUUUAUUUAUUAUUUCCAAAAUUUACUUGAGUGCGGACUACUGGAGUUAAGUGUGCGUUUAUUAUGUAGUGACAAUAGUGAAAAAUAUUUAUAUUUUUGUUUUGGAGCAGACGCUAUUCUGACAACGUGCGUGUUUACUAUUAUUUAUUUAAUAAAAAAAAAGAAAAAGAAAAAAAAAUUAUAAUUCACUCGUGUAAUAUCGUGAUGCGGGAGACACGCUCUCGUUAUUACUGCUGUUACUCGCGUGAAUUAAACAAGAUAAUUAAAUAUGCGUGACAAUUAUUGGCCGAUGCUGACGAGGGAUCAAUGAAUUAUUGAUAACAAACAAAACGUACAAAUCAACAGCCUUCUAAGCUAUAAUAACCUCAAGUGAUUUAUAUUUUCUUACGAAGUGCGAAUGACAAAUUAAUUAGUCUCUAUAUUGUCUACGUAAAUAAUUCUCGAGCUUAGGAAUAAAAAGACUUGUUUAUUAUUAAUUUUGUUGGAUAAAUUUAAACAAACAAGAGACGAAAAUUAAAAUAAAGAUAACUAAAGAAGCCGUAGUUUAUUCUAGUGUAAAAAAAAAUAUAUCUGAUACCUACAAAAAAAAACAAGUCCGCCAGUGCCAAAUCCAAGGAUUAAAAUUAAAAUUAAAGUGCAAGUUAUUGUUGAAUUAAAAAUUUAGAAGAAUUAUUUAAAGUAAAUUGUGAGCAAGUGACAUACGGCGUAACGCAAACCAUAAACCAAAGAAUCAACCAUUUUUUUACAAAUCAACGACGUACAUAACGAGCUAGCAGUAGCUGAACUUGAACCUGAAACAAAAUAAUUUAAAAAAUAUAUUGCUAAGCACUGACUUCCGUUGACUGUUGCUAAACAACUGGAGCCAGAGUAACAAAUUUAUAAAAUAAUAAAGUUAAAGUAUAUAAAUUAAUAGUUAAACCUUUUAAGUAUUUUACAUAAAAAAAAAAACGGAGUAAAUAAAACGAAUUUUUAAAAUUUUCGCUCAGGAAAAAACGUAAAUUUAUAAUUAAAUAAACUUUUUAAAUACGUACGGGAACCAAUCUACUUCAGUUCGUAGCCUAAACCUGUCGAGUACAAAAAACUAACAUACAAAAAAAAAAUUAAUUAACUUUACAAAAAAAAAAAGCUAAAGGAAGCUAGCCAACGUGAAGCUCAACGAAUGUGCGGAAGUUAAAAUAAAAAUAAAAAAUCUAAAUUCAGAUAAUUAGCCUUGAGAAUUCGUGAUCACAUCAUCAUCAUUAGCAUCAAAGUACAAUCAUUUCCAUAAAUAAAUUUAGUAAAUUUACGUAGACUAGUACGUCAAUAAUUGAGAUUUUAAAAUAAAUAAUUGAGUUAUUGAAUAAAGUUGAUAAAUAAAUAAAUAAAAGCAAUCCCAGGAGCGGAUGAAUAACCAGAAGAUGCGUCGGAGAAGAUGAGCGCAGAAGUUAAAAAGGAGGGUAUCGCCCCGGAGAGGGUGAGCCCCCCGAGUGCGCUUGCUGUUUCACCGGGUAACAUUGGACCUGGUGAUCCGAAUCGACAUCUCCCGCCAUUCAGCAGUUUUUCUGGUGACGUUAGUAUGGACAGUGGAAAUACUUUGACAGCUUUGCAUAGCCAGGACAUAAGUUUGGGCCUGAUGUCACACUGCUGGGAUUGGAACGAAGGACUGUCGGGUAGACUGAUGGACCCGAAGGAUGGAGUAGUUUUCGCGGGUCAGUACCGCCCAUGGGAGUCGAAACACGGUAAUAUUAUUGGACUAAAUAGCGAAGGAUUGCCGAGUUUCGCGAGUCAGUUCGCGCCACCGAGUGAAUCAGAGCCUCAGUUGACGGCUCUUACGCCCUUGUCGCCGGCCUCAAUGUCACAUUCGCCGCCAGUGACUUCCGCGGUCGGGUUGCCGAGUUUCCACACGCUGGGCUCACCUUUGCCACUUCCCCCGCACGCACAUCCUCGCAGUACGGUCGGCUAUCCUCUGGUCCCUGCUCCUGUGCAAGCGCGAGAGGUCCCAGCACUGCAGCAGCAACUGCUCGAUGAGAGACACAUCCAGCUGCUGGGCUCAAGUCCCGUGCAGAGCUUCCAGGCCCCACCUGGGCAUCCGCAUCACGCUGUGCUAACAGUCGUGAAGCAGGAUUACCCACAAUUGCAUCAUACCAACUUCCAGAACCCGAUGUCUACGGUCCUCGACUCGUCGCCGACUUCCCGCGUAACCGGAGUCGACGGUAGGAAAAAAGAACGCAGAAAAAUUCGGGCUGGUUCCAUGGAGAGCGAAGAUGGUAGCGGGAAUGUCGAGAGCUCUGGUCAAGUCGCCGCUGUAUCCUCGACAGGGAAUCGCGGCCCCCAUGGACAUCUCGGAGGUGGUAUUGGUGAUACUGACGGCGACAACGGGUUGGGUGAUAAACCUGCUAAGAAAAAACGCAAGCGGUGUGGAGAGUGUAUUGGUUGCCAGAGAAAAGACAAUUGUGGAGACUGUGCGCCAUGCAGAAACGACAAGAGUCAUCAGAUUUGUAAAAUGAGACGGUGUGAAAAACUUACGGAGAAAAAGCAUUUAUAUCAUUUACAAACCGGUGAUGGCACUUUUAGAGAAAGAGGUAGAGGUCGAGGAAAAGGUGCAACAAGAAGUUAUAGAAAAAUAGCGAGACAAGUGAGCACUCCAGACAGCGCGCCGGCAGGUCUAGGAAGCCCGCAAGCAGGCAUAGGAGGCCUUCAGCAGCACCAACCUCAGCAGCAGCAACCUCAGCAGCAGCCUUUGCACACAGACCCCAUGCAGCAGACAAAGGACAAUUUAAACUCCGCGAGUCAGCAAACUGGCGCUCUUAGGAACGGAAAUCCUCCGCCGCCAGUUGUUUCUAUGUCACCUGGAGUGAUGCCGUUUUACGGUGACAGUAGUGCUGGAUUCCGACCAACUGCUGGUUUCAGUAAUGCCGUAUGGCACCAGGGUGUUACGCCCGUGGGUGCAGUCACCGUGGAAGCAACAACCGCGACAUGGCCACCACAACAAUUUAUUCAACAGAUACCUGCGCCAAAUCAACUCGAUGAAUUGAGGUAUCACACACAGUACAGUGCCGCGACGCCAUACCAUCCUCAACCAGUGGCAUACCAGCAACAAGCGUUCAUCGCGACAGAUCAAUCAGCAUUUCAGCGUGCGGGUAGCGCAGGACAAUACGGAAUCCCCGGACAGCCGUCCCCAUUGGCACCGGUAGCGCCACAAACAGGAGCCGCGCCGCCUCAGCGUUCGCUUAACGGUCAAUUCAUGGACCCCGCGGCGACACCGGGACAGCCGAUAGGCUUCGAGACCCGUCAAGAAUACGUCAACGGGUAUCAGCAGCAGGAUGUGACAAUGGCUCCGCCGCCUUCGACGACGCCAACAAGUCGCAGUAGUUCUGUACACAUGGACUCACAACAACAACAACAACAACAGCAACAACAACAACAACAACAACAGCAGCAACAACCGCCACAACAACAGCCACAGCCGCCAACAGACACACAAGUCAAGGGGUUUGCAACUAUAGCCCCGACAAAUGUGUCGGGAAACGAGAUGCCUGGGUAUCCACUUCAACCGGACCCACAGAGUUCACACAACUCUAACGGAUAUCCAGGCUACGUGGAAAUGGGUCAAUCUACUCAGCAACAACCCCAACAACCUCAACAACCUCAACAACAAGCACAACAACCUCAGCAACAGAAUCAGUGGCAGCAUCUUCAAAAUGUCCCCAGACAGCCUGCGGUUUCGGAUGCGAGCCAAGCGCACUUAUGGUCAGACACUAGCUCCAAUGCCAAGAUGAACAACGUCAAUGACUUAACUUGGUCAGACAGCCGCAUUCAGCAGCAGCACAUCAAGAAUGAGCCCAACGUUAUUCAGAACCAAGACAUGUCACGACCCGCGAGUCACAUGAGUUGGGACAGUGCUCGCGAGCAUCCGCAGACUCCGCAAUCUUGGAGCGAGGCGGAUAAUCAGCAGCAAAACUGGCCCCAACAGGCUCAGAAGAACCCGAGACUGACGCCCUCGCAACACCAAUCGCAGCAGUGGCCCCAACACUCGCCUAAAAUGGUCGAUCUUCCGAGUCCCGCGCAGCAGAAUCCUCGCAUGACUCCGGUUUCAAAUCAAACUUGGCAAGCUAGUCCUGAGAUCCAGAAUCAGAACGGGCAUCCCAAUCCUCGACUGACUCCGCAACAGCAGCAGCAACAGCAGUCUCAGCAACAACAACAGCAACAGUGGCAGCAGCAGCAGCAGCAGACCAAAAUAGAAACGAAUCCGCGAUUGACACCGUCUAAUCAAAUGUCCUGGCCGGACACGCCUACUAGUCAGCCGAAUUGGUCUCCGAGCAGCAUGAAGAGCGACGGUAGUCAGCAGCAGCCUCAACAAACUUGGGCAGACUCUCAGCCUAGCCCGAGACGGACUCCGAGCCAUCAGCCAGCUUGGCCACAGAACCCAAAUCCCAACCCCAAUACUCAUUCUAAUCCCAACCCCAACUCCAAUCCCAACCCUCAGGAUAAAAUCGACAGCCAAAUCACAAACUGGUCGCCAAAUUCCGGUUCUUCUGAAAAUCCCUCCUGGGCUCAGCAAACCAGCAAACAGGACAUUCAGAAUUCCGGCGAGCGAAUUCUCUGGAGCAACGACAAGUCCAACGGCUUCAAUAACGACAACCAGGACCAAUCUAACCGAUCGAACUUAAACAGUCGCCUGAAAUCGAUGAUUCUGAACAAACAGCAGCAGCAGCAACAGCAGAUGCAGCAUCAAAUGCAUCCCAUGGGGAACCCCAACGGCUCCAGCGAUUACUCCACCGACGACAGGAUCCGAGAGUCUCACGAAAACACAAAUAACGACAACAACAAGCCCCACGAUAAAAGGUCCACUUCAGAGUAUGUCCAACAGUCCAACAUGAUUUCCAUGCCCCAGAGUAACGACUCCAUUACCGGUAAUUUUUUAUUGCAUAGCCACCACCACCGGGCCGAUAGUUUGCCCGGCGGUGGUGGCUUAUGGGAGUGGACUGGAGGAGGAAUUCAUCACAACAAUAAUAUUAAUAAUAAUCAUAAUAAUAACAAUAAUAAUAAUAUAAAUAAUGUUAAUGAUAAUAAUACUAAUAAUAAUAAUAUUAAUAAUAAUAAUAACAAUAAUAUUAAUAAUAAUAAUAGUGUUAACCCGGAAAUAUUACCAGAAACCGGCAUAACAGCUAUACAAAAUUUUAUCAAGUACAAUGAGAAGAAAAUUCAGGAUAAGACGGCUAGUGUAUGGGACAGUACGAUUGGUGUCGAUAAAAAUAGUGAUAACAAAUUAUUCCAUCAAAGUCUUGGUAUUUUAAACGACAGUAAUGAUAAGAAACCCGAAGAAACUGGUGUCUGUAUAAACGACAGUAAGAGUAACGAUUACUAUGCUAGAGAGGUAGAAAAAAAUUUGGUAGGGCGUCGUAACGACGGACUCGUUACUGUAGCUAGCGAGGAUAACAAUCAGUCGAAAACGAUAAACAACGUAAUUUAUAACCCAACUCAGAUAAAGCAGGAAGUAGUAGAUUACAAUUGUCCGAGUGAUAAUAAUACGAAUGAGGAUCGCGGUGAAGGAGAAGGAAGUCUUCCGAUUAUUAUAAAAACAGAGCCCGGGGAGGAGCUGAUUGACAAGAACGAGUACAAGUUCCGCGGGGACGGAGGUCCGGUAAAAAUAGUAACAGACGGCGGGUCCUGGUGCUGCAGGAGAGGCGGAACUGAUCAGCCGAGCGAGGAACAUUUGCGCGAUGGCUGCUGCCAGGGCUUGCAGACCAAGGACGAGAUAAUAGAGGACUCGGAGGAAAAGCAGGACGACGUUAAAAUGGAAGAGAGCAAGAGCGAUCCAGCAUCAACAACUGAAACUACAGUAACUACUGGAACUACAACUGAAGCUGGUAAUCCAACUGCAAUUACAACUACAACUGCAACUGCAACUGCAACUACAACUACAGCUACAACUGGCACGACUGUAACUGAGACAGCCAGUGUGGGAACUUGCACUAGCGGAGGUGGUAAACCGGCGCAAGAUGUCGACAAGAGCAAGAACAAUAUGCGGAGCGAAGUACCCGACUGCGACUGCUUUCCGCCAGAUAAAUGUCCGCCGGAGCCUGGCUCGUACUACACGCAUCUGGGGGCCGCAGCCAGUCUUCCAGAUCUCAGAAACGAUCUUGAAAGGAGGACCGGGUUGAAGGGCAGCGCGAUACGAUUUGAGAAGGUAGUUUACACGGGAAAGGAGGGAAAAACAACUCAGGGAUGUCCGAUGGCUAAAUGGAUUCUUCGACGGUCGGGGGUGGAGGAGAAAAUACUGUCGAUCGUGAAGCACCGGCAGGGGCACAAGUGCGCUACCGCGUGGAUUGUAGUUGUGAUGGUGGCGUGGGAGGGUGUGCCGACCCACGAGGCUGAUCGCAUUUACUCGCUACUCACUCACAAACUAAAUCGAUUCGGUCUUCCAACGACACGUAGAUGCGGGACGAACGAACCGCGAACUUGUGCCUGUCAAGGUCUCGAUCCGGACACCUGUGGUGCGAGCUAUUCAUUCGGAUGCUCCUGGUCUAUGUACUACAACGGAUGUAAAUACGCCCGUAGCAAAACCGUUCGCAAGUUUCGCUUAUCCGUAAAGACUGAGGAACAAGAGGUCGAAGAGAGAAUGCAUGUACUGGCGACUCUUCUAUCACCGUUGUACUUGAGCUUGGCACCGGAAGCGUUUAAUAAUCAGACGCAGUUUGAACGUGAGGCCAGCGAGUGUCGCUUAGGAUUCAAACCUGGCAGACCUUUUUCGGGAGUUACUGCUUGUAUUGACUUUUGCGCUCACUCGCAUCGCGAUCUUCAUGAUAUGAAUAACGGUUGCACUGUCGUGGUUAGUUUGACAAAACAUCGGAAUCUUUCAAAGCCGGAUGAUGAACAAUUGCACGUUCUACCUCUGUACGUCAUGGAUGAAACAGACGAGUUUGGAUCGAAGGAUGGACAGCAGGAAAAAAUAAAAUCCGGUGCUAUUGAAAGACUUUCCAAAUAUCCGUGCGAAGUACGAGUACGGUCGGUACCUUUGCAACCAUGCAGGCGUCACGGAAAAAAGCGCAAGGAAGACGAAACAGAUCCUGCGAGUACCAAAAAAGACUCAGCUAAAGAAAAAGCGGUUGAACGGGCGCCUUAUCAAGACCCCGCGCGAACGAUAAGAGAUCCGCAGCAGUUGUCUCUGGAAAUGAAUCCGAUGUUCGAUGGCAUGGACGCGCAGCUCCAGAGCUCGCAGGUGUCCUCGACGGUUCUCGACAGCCCGGUGUCUAUGUACCAGGGCUGGGGCUAUCAAGGCGAUCAGCAGUGGGCGCGGAACAAUUGGCUGGAGCAGCGAAAAAACAACUGGUUGAAUCCUUGGAGCGAGUACUCAUUCAGUGGAAUGGAACGCGAUAGUAAAGUAGAUCCGGACAGCACCAGUUUGGAUGAGACUCGACCACGGAGUACUUACUCGCAAGAAGAUCACCGCCCGCGUUCUUGCAAUCUGCCGAAUUCAACACCAGACUCUCCGAUCAAUCGCGGCUACAAUCACUCACCUCGUCAUCCGAUGUCACCGCGAAAUUCUCUGCCACCUACUCCUGGAGAAGCCAGUUACGCGAGUCACACACUGUCUCCUCGUGCAUUGUCGACUCCGCACGAUCCUAAAAUGAUGUCACCGCGCAGUUCUGGAUAUCCAGCUCCAGGAACUCCGCAUACCGUUGAUUCAAAUUACAGUUUACCUUCUCCGUCUUACAAUAAAAAUUAUCCGGGAUUUAAUGAUAAUAAUAAUAGACAGCCAAGUGUAUCACCACGUGGGUACUCGACUCCGCAUCCUCAACAACAUGACCAACGUGCCUCGCCGCGAGGACAACAUACUCCUGGUCCAGAUGUUCAUAAUCAAGCGAUUCAACGUUUGCUAUCACCUCGCAACGAUGUCCAUUAUUCCACUAAUAAUAUGAAUAUCAAUAAUAAUAAUAAUAAUAACAAUAAUACUAAUAGUAAUAAUAAUAAUAAUAACAAUAAUAGUAAUAAUAACACGAGCUACAUGGAAAUACAGCAAAGACCGGCAUCACCGAGAUCACGUAACCAAGAAUAUUACGCCCGAUUAAAUCAACCAGUAAACCAACCACAAAAUUCGAGCUACAGAAACGAUUACCACGAAUUAAAUCCCGUUAGAACAAUGCAUCAGUCGCAAAUGUAUUCAUACCCACAACAUCAGUACGACAAUUACAAUUACAUGGAGCAGAAAAAAGAACAAUUGCCUGCAGCGAACAAUUGGAAUCCGGUCGAUAAAGUCGCUUCCGGGUGGCCCGAGCGAGUUCCACAGUCGGAGCACGCAAAAAAUCCGUGCAUCGAGAUGGCCGACCCAUCGCCAUUUCGUGUUCCGAAGGGCCGCCCGCCGUCCAGGACAACACCCAACCAGAACCAGAACCAGAAUCAGAACCAAAACCAGAAUCAGAAUCAAAACCAGAAUCAGAAUCAGAACCCGUCCGACGUUAACUAUCAGAAUACGUUUACUCGCACUUUUCUUAAGCCCCAGGAGCCAAUUAAAUCCGACAAUUAUCACCAUGAUCCAUCGACAUUGCCAUCAAAUGCUCAACGACCGCCAUCCUACGGCCCUACUCCUGUUAGUAAAGAAGGCUAUGAGCGUCCUGUUGCUAAUACAAUGUGGGCAGAAGAAAUGAAGGUUCCAGAAUUACAUGCGAUGUCUAAUUUGGGUCAUUCGUUUCCGCAGUAUCCUGGGUAUCCAAGUUACACGGGCUUUGAAAAAAGUUAUACUAAUACUUGGGACGGUUAUAAUUAUCAAUAUCCAGCACAUCCGACGCAUCCGCCACAUCCGACGCAUCCGCCACAUUCGUCGCAUUCACCACAUCCAGGGCAUCCAUCACAUCCAGGACAGUCAUCACAUCCAGGACAGUCAUCACAUCCGACGCAUCCAACGCAUCCACAACACCCAGUGCAUCCACAACAUCCACAGCAUCCGGUGCAUCCACAGCAUCCAGUACAUACACAGCACCCGGUGCAUCCGCCACACGUGACGCAUCCGCCACAUCCAACGCAUCCAAUUCAUCAAACACCAGAUUAUCAAACACAAAUGUAUCAACAAAAACGUGAACAUUAUUCUCCACAGUAUCCUUAUCAGAACGUAACACCUCCUUACCAAGGAUUGAAUUCUGGUUGGAGCAGAUGGGAAACUCCUCGCUGGGACAUUUAUCCACCGCCGUCAUACUUUCCUGUGUUACCUGAGCCUCCUCCAAAAUCUGAACCUCUCGGAGAGGUCGCUGACUACUCAGACAACGAGGAAUGCUUCAAAGACGCCCAGCUAGGUGGCGUUGGAAUAGCUCUAGGCCACGGCAGCGUUUUAUUCGAGUGCGCGAAACACGAAUUGCACUCGACGACUGCACUGAAAAGACCCAACAGAGUCAACCCGGCUCGCAUCAGCCUAGUCUUCUAUCAGCACCGAAAUCUAAACAGGCCCAAGCACGGCUGGAGCGAGUGGGAAGAGAAGAUGAGGUUGAGAAAACUGGGAGUGACGACCACUACCACGAGCUCCUCAAUGUCCAACAGCAUCAACGAGACCAUAAAUGCGGUAGCUGCCGCCGACGGACCAAUCAGCGAAAUUUCAACUCCAACUCCAGCUCCAGUAACUGAUCCCGGAGUCACUGAAUCUCCUUCGGAAGCUGGCAUCGAAACAGAAAAACUGCUUCCACACAUAAACGUACCUAAUUCUCAGUUCAUGAUGCGCUCGCCGACGUACACCACCAUGACCUGGACCACUCUCUUCCCCAUGCAUCCCUGCAUGAUCACCGGACCCUACCAGGAAGGCGGCGCCAUUGGAUGAGCCUCCACUUCGAGCCUCAACGACUGCAAAUCUCUCAGCACAAAUGCGUAAUCCCGAAAGAUUAUAAAAGAAAAACCACAAAAGGUUUCAUUCCACUGCCAUAUUUUUUAUUCUACCCAAAUUCCACGGGCUUUCCUUACAUUAAUCAUUUUUUAAAUGAACUAUCAUUAAAACUGUAUGAAGCAGCUCAAACAUUAUCUCAAUUAACUUUCAAUAAAAUACAUACAUAUAUUUUUUUUACCAAUUUUGCAAUCCCUUAAGUCAUCAAUUUUUGAAAUUUCAAUUGCGCUUUUCAUUAGAGCAUAAAAUUUAUCAUGACUUUUAUUGACAAUAACAAACACUUUGGUCAUUUUAAUAAUCACGUAAGCAAUAAAUUUAAAAAAAACUUUUCGCGGGCUUUUCAAAAUAUUAAAUUUAAAAUCUAGAGUAAAAAAUUACCAAAAUAAUCAUUUUUUUUAAACCAUAAAAUGAAUAUUUUUCCAAUUUAUCAGAUGCUAUGAGCGAUUGAUCGAAUAUUUUCUUGAAAGUUAAUAAAUUUAUGACCAAAAAAAAACUAAUUGCUAAGAAUAAAAAAAAUGGCCACGACUGUAUGAAAAAGACUUUGAUGGAAUUUAAAAAGCACAGAGUAAAAUAAUUAAUUAUUAUUAAUUAAUAAUAAUAAAUAAUAAUAAUAAUAAUGAUAAUAAUAAUAAUAAAUAAAAUGACUGUACAAUAAAACGUGUAAAACUGUAUCUUAUUGACUAGUCGGUACAGUAAAGAACAAGUACACGGAUACAUAUCUCAUUGUUUAUCUACCGCAAAUAAUUUUGAAGGUUCAAUAAUAAUAAUAAUAAUAAUAAUAAUAAUAAUAAUAGGAGUGUGUACAAAUGCACACUAAUUGUGUACAGCGUAUGCUCUUCCUCAUAAUUAUAAUCAAUAAUUAAUAUAUAAUAAUUAGUAAUAAUAAUAAUAAUAAUAAUAAUAAUAAUAAUAAUAAUAAUAAUAAUAAUAAUAAUAAUAAUAAUAAUUGAUAAAUAAUCUAUUGGCUAUAUUAUGAUCUAUUUAACGUGUUGGCGUAAUUGAAAAGUUGAUAAAAAAAUAAAAAAAAUAAAAUUGUAGCAACAAAAAAAAAAAUGUUGUUGAUUAGUUGUUACGGUAACUGCACAAUUGAUGACGCACUUUUGAUUAAUUAAACUAAAACUGACUAAAUAAAUCAGUGAAAUCAUUAUAAUUAAUAAUUAUAACAAAUAGUAUAAUAAUAAUAAUAAUGGUAAUGAUAUAAAUUAUAAUAAAUCAUGAACACGAAGAAAUAAUGAAAUGAUCUCAACGUUUAAAAUUAUAAAAUAAUUUCUUAUUAUUUAAAACGAAUCUUUGUACAUUUUUUCGCUUCUUUAAUAUUUAUUUAACGCACUUUGCACUUGCCGCCGUACUGAAUCUAUAUUAAUUAAUUAAUUAAUUUUUUUUUAACUAACCACUCGCGUCAGGCGACUGAGUACAAAUUUUAUUAUUUCUUUUCUAACCGAUCGUCAUUAAAUAUUGGCAUUUAUUUGUAAAUUUUUUUUAAUUAUUAUUAUUAUAAUUAUAAUUAUAAUUUAUUUUUAAAACCAGGUACCAGAUGAAUUUAAGAAAAUUUCAAUUUUUUUGUAAAUACUUUCAUCGUUUUAUUUUUCUAUAUUUUCUUUCUCUCUCUUCAUAUAAAUAUAUAUAUAUAUAUAUUUAUAGUAUAUACAUUUUAAAUAAUAAACAUUAAUUUGUCACAUUGGUGUUUAAGGAUCGAUAUAUAUUUAUUUAUUGAAACAAUGCGUCGAUCCUUUAUUUUUAAAUAAAAUUUUAGAUUAAUCUUAUAUUCAAAUGAUUUUAUUAAUAGAAAUAAUUAAUCAAUUAAUUUAAUGAAAUUUAAUUAAAAGAAAAACACAAAUGUGGCAAAUCCGCCAUUUUUUUCUCCUCGGAGUAUUAAUUAGUAAGAAUAAUUAAUAUAUUCAUUAAUGUUAUUAUUAAUAAUAAUUAAUUAAUUAAUUAAUCAAUUAUAAAUGUAAUCUAAUUUAAUUAUUUAUUAAUUAAGUUUUGGAUAAGUUUUAUGUGUACCACAAUUUAUUAUUAUUAUAACUAUAAUUAUGAUAAUUAUUAUUUAAAGUCGCUAAUGAACGUCGAUACUUUUUAUUAACUGAUUAAGUGAUUAAUUGUGUAAGAUUGUUCUCAAGUAGAAGGCAUUAAGUAUCGAUGACGUUCGACCCUAUUCCAAAAUUAUCUUUAUUUAAUUAACUCUCUGUAAGCUAGCAACUAUUUUAUGUUUAUUAGUAAUUUUUCUUUAUAUUUAAUUGUGAAUUGUGUAAGAAUGAACAAAGAUCCUAGUUAAAUACUCGAAACAAUUGUUUUAUUUUUUUUUUUGUAUGAAAUUUUUUUUUACUGUGAAAUAUUUAAUAAACGAAAUAAAAAAUGUCUAAGAAUGGAUUUGUAACGUAUCAUUUUUUUAGGGAUAGAAAGGGGGUAAAAUGGGCCGUUGGAAUUUAAAAGAAUUUAUUUUUAUUGUCGAUGAACAAAAAUUUUGGAUCGAUAUGAUCUAGUUAUAAAAAAAGCUAGAAUGGGACAUUGAGAAUAAAAUUUUAGAAUUUAGAACAAAAAAAGUUUUUCGUCUCUACGUGGAUUAAGAGUGACCCAAUUUACCUCACAGUUUGCAAAGAGGUGUGCAGAUAAGAAGAAUUUAUGAAUGAUUCGAAAUAUUCGAAUUAUUCGAAUUAUUUGUAAGUUUUUGGAACAUUUGAAAAAUUUGAAUUAGUUUUGAAAUUUCGAAGUAUUCAAAAUUUCGAAUUAUUUGUUAAUUAAUGGAAUAAAUUUUUUGUAAUUUAUCAAAAGUAUGAUAAAAAUUUGAUGCUCGGUUGUAACCAAAUAUUUGGAGCUCGAACAAAGCGAAAAUUUACCAAUAAUUCAAAAGCAUACGAAUAUUUAAAUUUUUCUGAAUGAUUCAAAAUUUUCGAUUGUAUCGAAAACUCACAAAAAAUUGGAAAUAUGAGAUUCGAAUAUUAAUAUUCGAUUCGGAUACUAUUCGCACAUCCAUAAUUUAGUCUUCCCGAAAUCUUAAUAAAAAUUAAAUCACUUCAUUGAAAUGUGACCCAUUUUAUGACGGUCCAUUUUUCCCCCGUUCCUUAAACUGUAAAUCCUUAAUUCCUUUAAAAAAAUGUCUAUGUAACUUUAAUUGAAAUAAUAAUUAAUAAUUAAUAACUUAUUAUAAUUAUUUGUUUGAUUGUAUUUUAAUAAAACAAAAAAAUAAUAAAUAAAUGCAGGAAUUAAACGAACACUAGACUUAAUAAAACCAAAUGUAUAAACAAAUACUUCCAUUACUGGAUCUAAAAAUUUCUAUAUAAAAAUAACUUAAAAAAUUCUUACAACUUUUUAUAAAAAAAAAAAGAAAAACUAAAAAAAAAUUAAAUUCAAAUGAUGCCAAAAUAGUUGUAAUAUAAACGUUGAAUUUAAAUAAAAAAAGUAUCAAAAUUAUUUAAGAUGAAAAUAAUGAAUAAUAAGAAACAUUAUCAAAAAUUUAUGAACAAUAUAUGAUAAAUAAUAAAGGCAAUUAAGGUUGCGAUCCAAUAAAAUAUGAGAGUAAAUAGAAAAAAUAAAACUUUUUGAAAGUGUAUUUUUUCUUCAAUGCCAAAAAAAGUCAUUUUGUUUUAUAUAAAAUAAGGGUAAAAAUAAAAUACUAUUUAAAAAAAAAAAAAA